AUCUACACUGAUCAUCAGGGCACUGAUGAUCUGUGUAGUCCCAGCAGUGCCACCUGUCAGUGCCCAUCAAUGUCAGCUGUCAGUGCCCCAGUGCCACCUGCAGUGCCCAUCAGUGCCACAUCAAUGCCACAUAUCAGUGCCCAUCUGAGCUGCCUUUCAGUGCCACGUAUCAGUGCCACCUGUCAGUGUCUGUCAGUGCCGCCUAUCAGUGCCAUAUAUGAGUGCUGCCUUUCAGCGCCCACCAGUGAUGCCUGUCAAUGCCCAUCAGUAUCACCUACCAGUGCCUCCUCAUCAGUGCCCAUCAGUACCGCCUAUCAGUGCAGCCUAUCAGUGCCCAUCACUGCAGCCUCAUUAGCGCACAUCAGUGAAGGAGAAAAAUCACUUAUUUACAAAAUUUUGUAA
This is a messenger RNA of Staurois parvus, 402 nucleotides long. The record is from the annotation of a GenBank genome assembly. NCBI's taxonomy places the organism in Eukaryota, Metazoa, Chordata, Amphibia, Anura, Ranidae.